Boleophthalmus pectinirostris (great blue-spotted mudskipper) is the source of this 2029-nucleotide messenger RNA. RefSeq names its product family with sequence similarity 49 member Bb (gene cyribb). The coding region runs from base 339 to 1316 and encodes 325 amino acids. Gene Ontology annotation, biological process: regulation of actin filament polymerization; positive regulation of T cell activation. Gene Ontology annotation, molecular function: small GTPase binding. The transcript has 13 exons. The record is from RefSeq and is a predicted model, not a curated record. Lineage: Eukaryota; Metazoa; Chordata; Actinopteri; Gobiiformes; Gobiidae.
CAAAGCGAGCCCCCUUCUUCGCUUUGACGGCCCAGAUGACGCUCAGAGCCCAACCCGGAAACAGCGGCAGCAAAUCGCUUUUUUCUUCUUUGAGCCUGUGCCGCUGGCUUCUAGCGUGGUAUCCAGACGAGAGCCGUGUUUCUCUACGAGCAUCAAGCUGUCAGGCCAGCACGGAAGUCUGUUAUUUCCUCUCUACUCAGUCUCUGCAAAGGUCCCCGAAAGUGGAAGCGAAACGUCCAAGGCUGACCUCUGCUGGGGGACUGUGACCGGGGCCAGCUCCCGCCCAGGCCUGGCUGCUCCUCUCCGACAGACGCACAGCUCAUUGUUCGUAGCAGAACAUGGGGAACCUCCUGAAAGUUUUGACGUGCACAGAUCUGGCGCAGGAGCCCAAUUUCUUCCUGGACUUCGAGAAUGCCCAGCCCACAGAUGCUGAGCGCAAUGUGUGGGAGCAGGUGGAUGUAGUGCUCAAAGAUGCCAAGGGGAUCCUGGAUGAGCUGCAGGCGUACAAGGGGGCGGGUCAGGAGAUCAGAGAGGCCAUACAGAAUCCGAAUGAUGAGGCGUUACAAGAGCAGGCAUGGGCCGCGGUGGUGCCACUGGUGGGGAAACUGAAAAAGUUCUACGAGUUCUCGCAAAGAUUAGAGGCGGCGCUGCAUAGUCUCCUGGGAGCUCUGACCAGUGAGACCUACAAUGACCCCACUCAGCACUUGGAGAGGGAGCAGGCCCUGGCCAAGCAGUUCGCCGAAAUCCUCCACUUCACCCUGCGCUUUGAUGAACUCAAAAUGACAAAUCCUGCUAUUCAGAAUGACUUCAGCUACUACAGGAGAACGCUCAGUCGGAUGAGGAUCAACAAUGUACCGGCGGAAAUUGAGAAUGAGGUCAACAACGAGCUGGCCAAUCGGAUAUCUCUGUUCUACGCCGAUGCCACGCCCAUGCUCAAGACCAUGAGUGAUGGCACCACCAAGUUUGUGUCUGAGAACAAGAACCUGCCUAUUGAAAACACAACAGAUGUCUUAAGCACAAUGGCCAGUGUAUGCAAAGUCAUGUUGGAAACGCCGGAGUACCGGAGCCGAUUCAGCAGUGAGGAGACUGUCUCCUUCUGUCUGCGGGUCAUGGUGGGCGUCAUUAUACUGUACGACUACGUUCAUCCGGUCGGAGCUUUCGCCAAGUCGUCCAAAAUCGAUAUGAAAGGCUGUAUUAAAGUCCUCAGAGACCAGCCGCCCAACAGUGUGGAAGGCCUUCUCAACGCUCUCAGGUACACGACCAAGCAUCUAAACGACGAAUCCACCAACAAGACUAUCAAGAGCAUGCUGCAGUAGAAGUAAAAGUACUCAUAGUAGUAGUAGUUGUAGUAGUUGCUGCCUGAUGUACUACUGCUACCAGGGGAACGCCACUGUCCUGACUGAUGUCGCUGCACAGAAUGUCUUUUUGCUUUUUUUAUUUAAAUUUUUUUGUUACGGAGAUAAAAAAGAAAAAAUAAUCAUACUCCGCCCUGUUUUAUAUAAUGCAAAAUGCUACUGCCGUUAUUCUAAAACGUCUUUUUCGGUGCCAAAAAGAUGUUGCUGAGAUGCUUUCCGUAUACAGGCCACGCUAAGAUGGCAGCUACCGUAAGCAUCGUGGAUCCUCUGGUGUUUUUAAAUCUUUCCCUGUGUCAAGGGACAGGAGCGCUUUGACUUGAAAAAUUAAAAAAGAGAGAGAUAUAUAGAGAAGUAUAUAUUAUUUUCGUUAUUUAAGAUUACAUCCUCUGCAUGGUGAUAAUUUAAAAAAAACUCUGUUGAAUUUGCUCAAUUGUGCAUUAAAUGUUUUGUUAUCGGAAUGGUACUUCAUCGACGUGAGAUAAAGAGUACUGUUUUUAUAUUUUUUAUAGUUUUUAAUUUUGUGCGUAUGUCUUUUUCAUAGUUGUGUUGUAUUGUUUUGAUUUGAACUUUAAACUGUGAUAUGUGCAAAUCAAAAAGUAUCAUUGGUAGUCUAUAUACUGUCAGUGUACAGUAUGCUGAGGCUGGAUAAAUUAAAGGAGAACUCUUGUUUUCUA